AUUUGCGUUCUAAAGUGGUUGUUGAGUAUUGACGCGUUGCUAUGAAACCGUUAGCCUUAUUCUGGUCUACACUUCUAUCCGCAGCUAAGAAAAAGACACAUGUCAUUUCACUCAUAUCGCUUUUUAAAAGUUGACUUGAAUACGCAGUAAAUGUGGAAUCUGGUGAUAAUUGUAUGGUGAACUAAUAGACAAUGAGUGAAGAGAGUGAUCUGGAUGUCUUCAAUAGUGUGGUUCAGAAGAGGAAGAGGUCAACACGUCGAAUAGAAGACUCUGGCAGUAGUAGUGAUAGUCCUUUCGAACAGCGCCGAGCGCACAAAAGAGUUCUAAGAGUUUCCAGUGAUCCUGAAAGCAGCAGUAGUGACAGUGAUGAGCUUCUGGAAACAUCUGCUUCAAGUGUACAGCAAGUUGUGAAUGAUGGAGAUGACACUAGUGAUGAAUCAGAUUCAGAUUGGGAGGAUGAUGAAGAGGAGGAAGAGGAAGAAGACAGUGAAAGUGCAUCAGAAGAGUAUACCAGCACAAGCUCUGAUGAGAGCAGCGACUGUUCUGAUUGGGAAAGUUUGGAAGAGACAGAAGAAAGAUCAGAGGAAGCUAGUACUUCCUCUCUGAAGCCAGGUGCUGCUUCCGCAGUUGACAGUUAUGCAAGCAAGGCUUGUGAUGGCACUGCAACGUCUGGUGCCUACAUGUCAGAUAGCAGCGAUGGACAGUCAGAAAAGUGUCCCAUUUGCUUGCGCAGUUUUACCGUGCAAGAAAUUGGGACUCCAGAAGCUUGUGAUCACAGUUUCUGUGUUGACUGUCUGCAGGAAUGGUCAAAGAAUGUUAAUACUUGCCCAGUAGACCGACAGAUGUUUACUUUAAUCCUCGUCCGACGCUGUCUUGGAGGAAAAGUCAUCAGAAAAAUCCCCGUGAAACCACCAAGACAGCAAGAGGAGGAUGAAGUUCAGGAGGAUGCAACAUACUGUGAAGUAUGUGGUCAGUGUGAUCGUGAAGACCGCAUGCUUCUUUGUGAUGGUUGCGACCUUGGCUAUCAUCUUGAGUGCCUGGAUCCUCCUAUGGAUACUGUACCUCUGGAAGAAUGGUUCUGCCCUGAUUGUGCUUUCUCAAACUCACUCCAGAUAGCAGAAGAGGUUGACAUCCAGGAUGGCGAAUUAAUGGCCCUUCUGGAAGAUGCACCUGCUUGGGGGCUGCCUCCACUUCGUCCACGUGUGUCACGUCUGCUACCCCGAACAAGGCAGAGUGAACGUGUAAGAGCCACAAUGAUGACUCGUCAACGACGACAAAUGGAAGGGGAACAGCAGAGGGAUCCAGCUCAACCCUCAACUUCAUCAGGCAUUGAUUCUUUGGAGGCUGAUAGCAGUGCUAGUAUUAAUAGCGUCAGACAAAGGCCCGUGACUAACACAACCAGAACAACAUAUAAGCGUAGGAAAAUAUCAAGACACAAGACAGCUAGGAAGAGAAGUACGAAGCGUAAAGGAACAGGAACAAAGAAGUCCAAAAGAACCACUUCAUCUACAAAAAGCAGUUUAAAUAGGAGUUCCAAAAGGAGGCAUAAGAAAAGGAGAAAAAUUAAACGAAAGAAGAGAAAAGCCACAGCUCACAGAGUAAGAAGACCUGCUAGGAUAGUCAUGCCCCAUUCAGUGAAAGGACGCUUAGCUGAGCAUCUGGGAGUGUGUCCACCAAGGAGGCCAGGCCAGACAAUACCUGAUGUUCGUCCUCGAAUAAGUUCAACUCGAAUUGACUUCCAGCGGAGUAGAGCUGGCAUCCCUACGUUACACUUGUUUGGUCAGAGAGACCAACUUGAUUACUUUUCAUCUGGAUCUGAUCAUGAAAUUGAUGGCAGUUUUGGUGGAAAUGUGUCUUUCGUGGCACGUCCUCGUACAUCAAGUACCCGUGCAGCAAGAAAUAUUAUCAGUAGGAAGCAGGUAUUUCCAUCAGCAAACCAUUCAGUUUCUGCCAUCCAUUCAACAAGUGGCAACCUGGCGGCUGUCCCUAUGGACAGUGUGUCAGAUAGAGCAUCUUCUGACCUUAUUGGCAGCAUACUGAACAGUCAAGCAGUGUGGCAUUCCAAGAAGUCUGUGGUUACUAUCAAUCGUGAUGGAAGUCUGCAUAUUAAAAGUGAUGGGAAAAGUGGGGCUUCUAAAAGGAACACAGAAAACAGUGGUUUAAAUAACAUUCGUGGUGUGAGUAGAACUGAGGAAGGUUUGACUGUACGAACAGAUGACAGACUAUCACAGAUCAGUGGUGGUGAUGCAGUGGUGAAUGUUAGUGAAGCUUCUGCUACUUCUGGACAUAUUACCCAGGCACCAAUGUAUCCUGGUCGCAGUGGAAGUGGCAGUGCCAGACCACCCACUGGUGGUAAUUUUCAGCAAUUUGGAGGUAAUAGGUACAGUAGUAACCCCUCUUACCAUGGUUAUCAGAGUGGUCGUGGGUAUUCAAACUUUCUUCCGCCAUCAAGUUUCGACUCUCGUGGAGCACGGGCAGGAUAUGCAAACUAUUUGAACAGUGGACCCCCGCUACCGUUCAGGAGUACUCCGCUCAGGUUUCGCGUGUCCCCAAGGUAUCCUAUCCGCAGGCCACUAAUGCCCCCAGUCAGACCACAAAUUCACCAACAGCAGAUACAGCAAAUACCUCCAAGUAAUGUGGAAGAGUUCCAUCCUGAACAUGAUAGCUCUGAAAAUCAGAAACUUCACACAAGGCCAGAAGAUGAAGACGAGAUAGAUAUAUAUAGUGAUAUUGAAGUUGGGGGUGGAUCUGGUAGUGGAGGGCGAGGGGGUGGAGGAUCAGAACCUGAUGAUGGUGAUAGAAGUGUGGAACUGGGUUAUGAAGCCUUGCCUCCUCCUCCUAUACCUCCAGCGAUGCUCAUGGGGAUGGGUGGGGAUCCAAUGAGUGACGAAGAACCAGGCAGUGAUAGUGAACUCGUGAUAGAUGACAACAUUGCACCGUCUUCUCCUCCUGACAGCUCAGAUCGAUAUGAUCCAGAAGAAGCUACUGGUAAACCAGAAAUACCAGAAUCUGAGAAGUAUGAUCCUGCAGAACCAUCAAAUGACACUGAUGAAGAGGAAGAGGCUGCCAAAGCCAUUAUCCCUACUCUUCCUCCUCCCCCUCUGCCUCCUCUUCCUGACACUUGUGCUGCAGCGAGUAGCUCCCAUCUCAUUGCUCAUUCCUCAUCCAAUUCCAGUGCAAGCUACUUGCGUUCCCCAACCUAUGGAGAUAGUUCUGUGUUGGGGUCUGAUGCGAAACUCACUGUUGACAGUGUCUCACAAGCUGUGCAAGAAGUUUUGAAAGAUCGUCUCACAGAAGUCUCUUCCAUUGUAAGUAGGGAAUUGGGGGCUAUUGCUGAUGAGCCUUCAGAAAGACAUUCAUCAGUAGAUGAUGAUGAGGAAGGUGAAGAGUGCCCAAAUUUUUCUAUUUACUCGGCAGCAAGCAUGGAUAUAGCUAGAAGGGCUGGAGAAGAUGACGACAUUCCUGUUCCCAAGGUCAGUAUGGAUUCUGAAAGGGCUGAGGAUGCAAGAACUGAUAGUGAUGAUGAGGCAGAAGAUAAGAAUUGCCUACAAGAUGUUGAAGAUGAGAAUAGUAAUCUCAGCAAUGGUGAAGAAUUGACUAGUCAUCAGAGAGACUCUGACAGUUCUGCCCAUAAAAGGAAAGGUCCCAAAACUGCUGCAGGACAAGAAGCUGAACUGCCUGAUAAUCCUGAAAUCGUUGAUAUGGAUGAGGAAAAUGAGAACUGGAAAGUACAUAAAGUGGCUGAUAAGAUUCAAGAACCAGAAGCUAUAGUAGGAAUUAAAAAAUUAAGCUUAGUAGAAGAGAUCUUUGGAUCAGAUGAUAAUGACAGUCUUAUUGGAGGAGCAACAUCUGCAGUUUCAGCAGCUACUGUGGACAAUGUUCCUCAGACCUCUGUGACUCCACUGGGUUUGGAGGGCCUCGAUACAGAGACCAUAUCAGAAACGGAAGAAGCUAUCAACUUUGAAGAUGACCUAAGUCAGGAAGAUGGUUUCUUGACUGCAGAAGAAGAUGGUGAAAUUCCUUGUGUCAAAAAGAAAAAGAAGAAGAAAAAUCGCAAGCCUUCUCUUGGAGGCAGUGCUGGUGACGAAGGUACAUCAGCAAAAGAUCACACUCCACAGGAUGUAAUAGAUUAUGAAGAAGGUGAGAUUGUUGAUGACAGGCCAAAACUGCAUGAAGCAGUAAAGAAGGAUAAAAGGAUAUCAGAAAAGAAAGAAAAAUUGAAGUAUGACAAGGACAUUCAAAAGAACGCUGAUGAGAAUUUUGAUAUAACUGCUAAGACCAAAGUAGUAAUUUCAGAAGAAGAGAAGAAAAAGAAGAAGAAAAAGUCUGUUGCUGACAAGAUCAGAACAUCAAAAGAGAGGGCAAUACUGAGCAGUAGUGAAAAUAAAGAUAAAGUCAAGGAGAAAUCCAGUAAAGGAGAUGAUGCAAGUAUAGCUUGGAAAAAGUUAUCAAAAAGUUCCAAAGAAAGAAAUUAUCGUGAUGCAAAGUCAAAACCUGAUUCCGAACCUUCAAAAGGAAAAGAGGUGGGUAAAAAGAAGGAUGCUGCAGGUAAGGAUGGUGCUGGUAAGAAGGAGAAGAAGAAGAAAGAGAAACGCAAAGACAUGGAAAGAUAUGAUGUCCGUAAAAUUGUUACUGAUAAAAAGCGAAAACGCAGAGAUGCGUUUGGUCGUGAUUUAUCCAGAGAACGAUCAUAUACAAAAUCUCGAUCUAGGUCACGUGGAAGAUCAUAUGACAGGUCCAGAGGAAGGUCAAGAUCACUAUCCAGGUCCAGAGUAACUCGAUCUAAAGGAAGGUCACCACUGAAGUCAAGAAUUAGAUCACGCAGUAGGUCCAGGCUCAGGUCAAGAAGUAGAUCUCGAAUUAGAUCAAGAAGUCGAUCCAAGACUAGGUCAAAAGUGAAAUCCAAGGAUAGAUUGCGGAAAAGUAGAUCUAAAGAGAAACAGCGUUCAAGAGUUAGUAGAAGUAGGAGCAGGGGCAGGAGGACUCGAUCCAGGAGUCAGAGCAGAUCAAGAAAUAGGUCACGUCUAAGAUCACGAAGUAGGUCCCCUGUACGAUCCAGAGAUAGAAGAGACCGAAGCCGCGACCGGAGAGAUUCACAAAGAUGUAGGUAUCGAGACAGAAGAUCCUGGUCUCAUUCAUGGACUCCAUCUUGGUCACGAUCUCGUUCACUCUCCUGUUCGUCAUAUUCCCAAUCUCACACUCCAUCUCCUAGGCGCUUUAAUCGCUCCUAUACCCAUUCUUUCUCACGGUCAUGGUCACGAGAACGAAGUGAAAGAAUUUCUGUUAUUGAGAAAAAAUCAGGAGCAAUUUCAAAAACCGCCAAGAAAUUAACUGUGAUUGUUCCUAACACUAAGGAUGAUUCAGAGAGACAUAGAAAGAAAGAGAAAAAGAAAAAGGAAUCAAAGAAAAAUAAGGAAUUAGUUACUGCUGUAGAAAAGAGGAAGAAGAGAAAGGAAAAAUCUCCUGCUCCUUCAAAAGAAGUGUUCACGUCAGGAGAUAAUAUUUUGGUUAGUGUAAACUUCAAAUCCAAUAAAAGUGCUGGUAGCAAAGAUGUGUCAGCUACCAGUGCUGCUGUUGCAGUAGCAGCUAAGGAUCCAUCAAAAAGGAAACAACAUGAUGGUUCCUUUGAAAUGGACAGAGAAUCAGCAAAGAAACUUAGGAAAGAUAAAGGUAACAAAGAAAAAUCUUCACCACGUCAAAAAAAUGGUGGUAUUGGUGGUGAUAAAGCCACAGUUCGUUCUGGGGAGAAGAAAUCCAAAAAGGGUGCACAGAAAGCUGGAAAUAAAGCGUCAAGAGUAGCAGCCCUCAUUAACAAGAAACCUGUUGCUAUUAUAGACCUAGACCAGUCACCCUUUCAUGAGCAAACACCAUCCCCAACAGAUCUCAUAGUUUUGAGUGACAGUGAGGAAGAAGGCAUGGCUAAGGAGAGCGUCAGAGAAGAACUGGAUGAUUCAUUGAAUAGCCAUAGAACUAUGAGGCCAAGCAGUUCCAGCCCAAAGUCUUCUUCAAAACAAGGUGUUAGUACUGCUCCAAGUAGUACAAUAGCGCGUACCCCCGAAUCUCAAUCACCACCAAUGAAUGCAGUUGGUAGCUACCUUGUAACUAGCACAGGGCCCAAAACUCCACCUGAGCCACAAAUCAAGUUCUCAAUUGCAGCGAAACCACAGCUACGAUCUAUUAACAAUCCUUUGAGAGAAGAUGAAGAGGACAUGUUGGCUGAAGAGGCUGGGCUUGAUGAUUUAGAAGAAAGGAUAGAGGAGGAGUUGGAUAGGGGGCUUGACAGGGGAUUGGGGGAGAUGCUUCAUAAAGGUCCAAACACACCCCCCGAACCACGUGGUCCAACAACCCCAUGUUCUCCACCCACUUCUCCUGAUGCAUAUGAUCCAUUUGAUCCUACAAAAUCUGGGACACCAUCUCCAGUGGGGGCUUGUGCCAGCAUGGAUGGCCCUCCCAGUCCUGUCCAUACACCCACAGAACAGAUGAUACAACACAGUGUAAUAGAUCAGGAAUCUCCUGUGGUUAGUGAUUUAGAAGAUCUAGCCAGUAAGUCUUUGGAAGCUAGGGUGACAACCCCAACAAUGGUCUCUGCAGAAGAUGUAGCAGAUCAGUCAAGUCAGUCUCCAGAAAGAUCGAAGAUGUCUGUGCGAGGUGAUACAACUGUGGCAAGCUCACCUUCCAUAGUACCUGAAACGACAUCUUUGCCUCCUCCAGUAUCAAGCGAUAAUGAAAUUUCUCAGCCCUGUGAAAUGGCUGAAGGAUCAGAGAAGUCAAAACAGAUAUCAAUGACUUUGCCUCCUCCAGGAGCAUCAAUUACGUUAAUUGAUCCUAACACUGCUCAGUCACCAGAACAUAGUAUUCCAGUAGUAAUAACUUCACAGCAACAAAAUAUACAGGGAACUCCAGUGAAACCCCAGCUUUUUCCCACCACAAAUGUGAAGCAGGUAACUCCACAGCAACCCAUAACUUCCACGCCAACACAUUCUGCAGCUCCUGCUCCAGUAUUUCCAACUCUUACACCAGCUAAUUUAGCAAGUAUUCUGUGUACACCACCACCAUCAACCUUACCUCUAAGUCGAAUGACUUUGUUUAACCCUCCUACCAUGACAGUUCCCCAACUGAUGGUACAUCAUCAUCCACAGCAGCAACAACAACAGCAACAGCAGACUCCACAACAGCAUCAUCUUAUUGGUUCACCAAUUAUUGUGCAGCAGAGGCCAAUACCUAGCAUUGCAAGAACUACACCUGAAAAACUGGUUCCUCCAUCUGCAAAGCUUCCUCCAGUCAGAGCAACAACAGUGCAGAAUGGGGAGCAGCAGACACAGGUUUCACAAAAACAGCCUCAAGAUACAACAACAGACGUAGUAGACAUGGACCUUGAGUCGCCAUAUUCACCUGGAUCCAGUGAAGGAGAUGAUCUGUUUGAUCCACCAACAGAUAUGAAAUCAAGUGGUACAGCCACGUCAUUUACUGCCAUGGGUAAUCGAACAGUGCCACAGACUGCUAAGAACUUAAAUAAAUUCCCACCACCACUUGCAGCAAUGCUCCAUAAAUCUCCUAGUAAGCCUCCUGCCAAUCAAGACAAAUUUGAUUCUAUAUUUGGUCUUUCACCUCUGCGUGCCGGCAAAACGGCUCCUGCCCGAACACCUGGACGAACCACUUCCAAGGCUCAUCAUGUUAAGGGUAGCAAAGCGAAACUAGGAAAGCAUGACAAGAGCAAAAGCAGCAAAAAAGAAAUUUCAAUUAAGAUGGAUGAAGACCAACUACAAAUUUUAGAUGAUUUGCCCAGCUCUGCGGUAGAAUUGCAGGUGAAGGACAAGAUAUGCCAUAAUAGAUCAGGCGAAAUCAAUCCCAUCAAGAUCAGCUCUCUUGUUGAAGCUUAUGUCAAGAAAUAUAGAUAUGUAAAGAAGAAGAAUGCUAUAGCAGGAAAGGCAAAAAUGAACAAAACAACAAUGUGGAGCUGAUCCUAGUGUGCAAAUCCUGGUAAGUAGGUCUUCAUCAUCCCCACUCAGUUCUGCUCUGAAGAAUUUUGUACUUCUGAUCUUUCAUCUGUUCAGCAGUCUACAAACUGCAUAGUCUGCAGAAAUUUUACUUCACAGAAUUUGUACAUAAAAGAGAAUAAUAACUGUGCUUAAUUUUCUUCGGCUAUACAAAGAUAUGAUUAUAUAUCGGGAUUUGAGUUAUCAUGUUUAUAAGUAUUCCAGAGGUGUACAUAAAAUUACAUUAUUAUUUAAACAUUUUAUUCUACAUGUUUGUGACCCAUUCUGGGAUUAUUUUAUACCAGCUUAAUACUUGAAUGCAAAAUGGAUGAAAUUUGCCAUCAUCUCCUCAACAAAUAAUUUGUGAAUUUUGCUUGUUUAGUAUUUAUACAUGAAAUUGUAUCUAAAAUAUUAAGUCAGAUACAGACAUUGUAAUGGAAAAUGAGAAAAUUGACAGGUCUGUGGCUAUUACAUUUUAUCUCAACAAGGAUGGUAUGAUUCCACGUGGCUUAAUUUUCUAUGGAUAGGAAGUUUUUUCUUUCUUUCUUUCUGUUCUCUGUUAUUUUGUCAUGUGUAAAGUGCAUCAGAUUCUGGUUUAGUGGUAAACUUAACAGACUUUCAGUAUAACUAGGAGUUUAAUUGUGGGUUGUAGAAAUUACAGUGAAGAAACAAAAUGUGUUUGUUUUAUAUUUUUAACUCACAAUUGAUUUGAACUCCGUUUUUGAGAGCAAGAAACAUGUUAAUCUGCGAGGACUGCGAAGAAACUUACGUUAAGAAUGCAGCAGGAUUGUAUAUUAUAAUGAAUUUUGAAGUAAGUGUGGUGGUUACUGUUCUUACUUUUGUCAACACAUGCCUGUCAUGUUGGGGUACAGACUUUUGCAAAAUACCAGUCAUAUUGGAAUGGGGCAAAUUGUAGAUAUUUGAUGAAGACAUUGUGUUAAGUGUAUGUAAUUUCAUUAAAACAAGGUUUAGUGAAAAUA
This is a messenger RNA of Cryptotermes secundus, 8956 nucleotides long. RefSeq names its product PHD and RING finger domain-containing protein 1. Lineage: Eukaryota; Metazoa; Arthropoda; Insecta; Blattodea; Kalotermitidae. The record is from RefSeq and is a predicted model, not a curated record.